This is a messenger RNA of Aspergillus wentii DTO 134E9, 1419 nucleotides long. Its product is annotated as putative cyclin. NCBI's taxonomy places the organism in Eukaryota, Fungi, Ascomycota, Eurotiomycetes, Eurotiales, Aspergillaceae. Gene Ontology annotation, molecular function: cyclin-dependent protein serine/threonine kinase activator activity. The transcript has 2 exons. Gene Ontology annotation, biological process: regulation of transcription by RNA polymerase II; positive regulation of DNA-templated transcription, elongation. The record is from RefSeq and is a predicted model, not a curated record. The annotation marks the transcript as partial. Gene Ontology annotation, cellular component: cyclin/CDK positive transcription elongation factor complex; nucleus.
AGAAAAGAGAAAAGGGAGGAUUCACCAGCAAACACCCAGACAGGCGGAAAUCACGUUCCUUAUUUUUGUCAUCUCACCGGAGAGUCUUUUCCACAUCUUUACCCCCAUCUCGAUCAAUCCCUUUUCGCAUCAUUCGUCCGACCCUCACCUCCGAACGGUCACCACUGUGCGAUAGACCCUUGGUCACGGAAACCCGUCCACGAUGCUAUGAGGAUAUCCCACGAUAUGAUUGAUAAUAUCUAUUAACAUAAACACCGGCUUGUCUGUUGAGGGGAAAACAGAAACAGCGCCACUCGCUUUUGCGUCCUGCGCAGCUCAAUCGACAGUCAUCCCAGGCGCAUCUGGAAUCCCAUCCGAUUUGGGCGUUUUAUUCUUCUCUCUGAAUUGAAAUCAUUGGCCUCACGGCUACAUAAUAUCAAUAGGAAAGCACCAUCGCCAUGGCGUCCCCAGCCUCGGCCAGCCAGCGACCUGUUCCUGCACCGUCGAAUCCCGUCCUCCUCGCAACUCAAGAGCAAUGGCUCUUCACAGACGAGGAGCUAACCCGUUCUCCGUCGCAGCUUGAUGGAAUGAAAAUGGAGGCAGAGCAUAUGAGUCGCAGCAAGGGCGUCAACUUCAUCACACAGGUGGGCAUUAUGCUCAAGCUCCCGCAGCUUAGUAUCGCGACUGCAGCCGUCUUCCUGCACCGAUUCUUCAUGCGGUACAGCAUGGUUGAUCUGCACGGACGGCCUGGGAUGCACCCGUAUCCGAUCGCUGCCACGUCGCUGUUCCUGGCUACCAAGGUGGAGGAGAAUGUGCGGAGAAUGAGAGAGCUCGUGGUUGCAUGCUGUCGAGUGGCGCAGAAGCAGCCCAACAUGGUUGUGGACGAGCAGUCCAAGGAGUUUUGGAAAUGGAGAGAUACCAUUCUGCACCACGAGGAUAUGCUCCUUGAAGCCCUUUGCUUUGACCUACAGCUCGAACAGCCGUACCGCAUUCUCUACGAUUUCAUUUGUUUCUUUGGUGUCAGCGAGAGCAAGCCGUUACGCAACGCUGCGUGGGCUUUUGUUAACGACUCCAUGUUCACCGUCCUCUGCCUACAGUUUACGCCCCGGACGAUCGCCGCCGCCGCUCUCUACGCCGCCGCACGACACUGCGAUGUGGGAUUUCAGGAUGAUGACCAGGGGCGGUCUUGGUGGGAGCAGAUCGAUGUGGAUCUGACUCAGGUGCGCCGCGCAUGCACGAGAAUGGCACAGCUUUACGAGAACAAUGCCAUGCAAAAACAUAGCCAGAUCCCUCGCGCUGGUAGCGUGGACGCCGCCAACGGGCGAAAACGAUCGAGAGAGCCCGACGACCACCCGACUCCACGAGAUCGCUCAGAGUCCGUAAACCCUCGAGAUCAAACACCAGCUGGACUGAACGGGGAACGAUCCCCAAAACGACAGC